This is a messenger RNA of Coregonus clupeaformis (lake whitefish), 1189 nucleotides long. RefSeq lists its product as uncharacterized. Lineage: Eukaryota; Metazoa; Chordata; Actinopteri; Salmoniformes; Salmonidae. Bases 253 to 1083 code for a protein of 276 amino acids. The transcript has 6 exons. The record is from RefSeq and is a predicted model, not a curated record.
UGACUACAGCGCCUUUGUCUGGGCGCGCUGCGCACCGACCGCGGGGUCUUCUGGUUGUUGCAUAAGCAGUGAGACGCACAGUUACUUAACCCGAAUGUUUUCCAUUCAUUCGUACUGAGAAUACAGUUGAGUACAUUCUUCUUCACAACAAAACCAUUGUAGCUAGUGUUGUGCAACUCAGAUGCGUGGUCGUUUUCGAUUUAUUUCAUUUUUAACGUUGUCUACGGCCUACAAGAAGGAACAUAACGAGACAUGGAGAAAUGCAGCGGGACAACGAAGGCAACUUCUAAAAAAAGAAACGCUUCCUCAACUGAGGCAAGUCUUCCAGACUGCAAAAAGCUGAAAUCGAAGGAUGGUGGCAAGACUAGCUCAAAUAAAGUACAGAACAAGGAAAAGACUAAAAUGGAGAAGGUCUCAAGCAAGAAAAAACACAAAUUCUUGGGCAGCACAGAAGUUUCUCAAAGCUCUAAACAUGCAAGCAAGAAGAAGAUUCAGGAUGGAUGGCUAGAGGUGACAAAGAAUGACAAAGGACAACUUGUAUUUAAAGACUUCCCACAGUUCCAACCUAACAUGUCACCAAAAGAAGUACUUCAAGCUGGCAGCUUUGGUGGUACCUACUUCAGACCAAUAUACUCAAGUGUCACAAAACAACAUUGCGAAGAUGAAUGGAAGGAGCUCCCUGAGGAUUGGCUGAAAGGUUUGAACGUUCCAACACAGGUGGCCUCGUCAACAUACAGAGACAGGGUAAACACAUACAAAGUGAAGUGUGGAGGCAGUCUAGAAAUGUGGGAAAGCAGUGGAUGGAUUGUAACCCAGGAUCCCUAUGGGUGGUUUCAGUGGUACUGCAGGUUUUACCAGGGUCGGCGUACUAAGGAUGAUGAGCGUCAGAUCGGGCGAUGGGCAAAGUGUGCUGGGGUAAAAGGCAGGUGGAGAAAUAAUCUUAUCACCAAAGUAGUCCGAUCAGGCUGUGGCUUUGACAACCCAACAGUGUCUCCUGUUGUCAGACAGACAUUACAGCACUGGGGGUACCGACUGACAAAGGAGGACUACAAGGAGGGUGCCAAGAGGGUUAAACCAAAAUAACCUUGCACCCUGCUUCUAUUCAUUAUACAGGUACAGCAGUGGAGGCUGAUGGGAGUAGCUAUAGGAGGACGGGCUCAUUGUAAUGGCUGGAAUGAAUUUAAAUGGA